This is a messenger RNA of Drosophila eugracilis, 2883 nucleotides long. Its product is annotated as GTP-binding protein Di-Ras2. The coding region runs from base 255 to 956 and encodes 233 amino acids. Gene Ontology annotation, biological process: signal transduction. NCBI's taxonomy places the organism in Eukaryota, Metazoa, Arthropoda, Insecta, Diptera, Drosophilidae. Gene Ontology annotation, molecular function: GTPase activity; GTP binding; GDP binding. Gene Ontology annotation, cellular component: plasma membrane. The record is from RefSeq and is a predicted model, not a curated record. The transcript has 5 exons.
AGGACGGCCUGCAGCAGAAAGCUAGUCACAUCGGGCAUCAGAUCCUGUCCUGCAACGAAUUUCAGUGCAACGAAAUGCAAGUAAAUACUGCGACGCAAUAGGGAAAUACCCAAAUUAUCCUGUGAUAAACGAAAGCAUGGCGCCCAAGUAGAACAUUCCACUAGCGCCCGACAGCAAGCCAACAAGCUCCAGCUCCUGUUUCUCUCUCAAUCUAUUUCCACUUCGAAUCCGGUAAACUCGACCGCGAAUCCAGGAUGACGGAGCAGAAGAACCAGGUGACGCGCGCUGCUCCUGAGCAGAGCAAUGACUAUCGAGUGGUGGUCUUCGGAGCCGGUGGUGUCGGCAAGAGCUCGCUGGUGCUGCGCUUCAUAAAGGGCACCUUUCGCGAGAGCUACAUCCCGACUAUCGAGGACACCUAUAGACAGGUUAUCAGCUGCAACAAGAAUAUCUGCACGCUGCAAAUCACGGACACCACUGGAUCACAUCAGUUCCCGGCUAUGCAGAGGUUGUCCAUCUCGAAGGGACACGCCUUUAUCCUUGUCUACUCGGUGUGCUCUAAGCAGAGUUUAGAGGAGCUUCGACCCAUUUGGGCGCUGAUCAAGGAGCUAAAGGGAGCCGACAUCCCGAACAUCCCCGUCAUGCUGGUGGGCAACAAGUGCGACGAGACCGCUGAGUUGCGUGAGGUCUCCCAGGCCGAGGGCCAAGCUCAGGCGACAACCUGGAGCAUAUCCUUCAUGGAGACAUCAGCCAAGACGAACCACAAUGUGACCGAGCUGUUCCAGGAACUGCUGAAUAUGGAGAAGACGCGCACCGUAUCCCUGCAACUGGACACCAAGAAGCAGAAGAAACAGAAGAAGGAGAAAAAGUCCAAGGACACAAACGGCACGAUUCCGGAGAACGGAGAUGCGGGAGCCAGUGCCAGCGGUGGGGCCAAGGAGAAGUGUCGCGUUAUGUAAGCAUCGGAUUGCAAGAUGGCAAAUGGCAUGUGACCCGGGUCACAUUGCGUCGAGCUGAAGUGAAGACGGAGACGGUGACAGACAAAUACUCGCCUUGGGGCAGCAGCGUGGGUUGGGUGGUGGUUGGGCUUUCGUUUAGGUAUCACAACCCAGCCACCCAACCACUCAACCACCCAUCCACCCACACGAGCCACGCACCACACACAUCCACUUACCCACAUAUAGAGUUACAUUCCAUAACGAGACACUUGUAUUUAGGAACUGAUGUAAGUCACACAACACGAUUGCAACUACGAUUACGAGUACAUAUAUAUUUUGCAUAGGUUAUAUUCGAGCAGAUCAGAUCUUUCUAGUCGCACAGAGUACACGAUACCAGAUACGAUACUAUACUACUAAACACACCACGAAAGCUAACCCUAAGUUUACACAUAAUCGCAUCUGAAACGUAACGGCAUACAUAUCAAAUGUUUACAUACAUACUUGCAUGAGAUCCACCAACCCAUUCAUAAACAGGUAUCAAAAGAUAGCUAUACACUAUAUCUCUAACGAAAGCCAAAGUACCUACUUAAAGACAUAGAAUCUGUAUCUACUACAAUAUGAUAACAAUAUUUACAUGGAUCCAUCAACGGAAGACUUCUCCAUGGUCGUCAUGGAGACCAUAGUGGGGCAUCAGGGUUCGAACCGGUAAUGAGAACCGAUGCCUCCCCUGACUAUCAUUGAUGUUUAACUAUUUACCACCUAAACAGAAUAAUACAGAUUUGGACGUUGCCCCGAUCGCCACAAAAGCUAAUGUAUAAAAUACUCAUGGCCAACAACACACAAAAGUCCCAAAAAGGAAAAACAUAAACAAAUUCGAGAUGGCAUUGUGUUUUUGUAUUAUAUUAAAUGUGUAUGUACAAUUUUACACUUAUUUGCUGAAAUUUAUUAACGAAAGCAAAAGCAUUUUAAUAUGUAGCAACAAAACCGGAAACUAUAAAGAUCAGAUCAUAGAGUUAGCCUAAGUCAGAAUCAUGUUUAAGUACAAUUGCAUUCACAUUCAUUAAGUGAGCCAAGGAACACGUACAUCGAAGGAUAUUUGAAGAGCAUUUGGUGCAUUUUUGCAGUAGCAUAGAUGGGAUAUAAGUUGCCUGUUUUUAAAACACUUAUGUAUCGUACAUAUGUAUAACCUAACAUAAACCGUUCCCAAUUGUGGUAUUCGUUAAUUUUAAUAGUUGGUUGGCUUGUGGGUAGGCGUAGGAGUUGAACAAAUUGUUUCGCAUAGUUUGCUGUUGUUUGAUAUUAAGAGGAUUAGUUUUUUAAAUUUUACCAAUCAGACUAAGUGAAUGAUAUGCUUUAAUAGCUGCUAAACCAAUUAGCCAAAAGAGGAGCAAGUAAUUACAUUAAUUAUGAUGUUGCUCAUCAAAACUGGUAUCUUUAGCUGCUGGUCCGCGGUCCAGCAGUGCCGGACAAAUAAGUAGAACAGCCCAGCCAACAUAAAUCAAGAAGUGAAAAUUACACACUAGAUUUAAAAUAAAUUGUUGAAUUCGAGUAGAAAAAAUUAUUAAUCAAGAUUAUGAUAGCGGACCAAUUUGCGUAUAAGAUUUGUGAAAUCAAUUUAGAUAAAUUCUCUCGGUUUGCCAUAGACAUUGGACGAUUACGAUUACGAUACACCAGCCUUAGUUGAGAAUCAUAGGUAGCCUGCCUAUACUUUGGGUUCUGCUUCGUGUUUUUCUAGUUUUAGGUACAUUUAAUUAUAGACAGCAAACUGGGUUAUGGCUAUUCAGUAUGUGCCGUGUAAUGGAGAUAACAUUUUCCAUACAGUACAUUUCACUAUUGCGUAAAUUAUUUAGUUGCAAAAAAUUUAUAAUAACAAUGAAUUGUAAUUAAAGCAUAAUACAUUUUAGGUGCAUGAUUUAAAAUACAACGAAUAAAUAUAUUUACACCGAAA